Oncorhynchus kisutch (coho salmon) is the source of this 688-nucleotide messenger RNA. Its product is annotated as scavenger receptor cysteine-rich type 1 protein M130-like. The record is from RefSeq and is a predicted model, not a curated record. Gene Ontology annotation, cellular component: plasma membrane. Gene Ontology annotation, biological process: zymogen activation. NCBI's taxonomy places the organism in Eukaryota, Metazoa, Chordata, Actinopteri, Salmoniformes, Salmonidae. The transcript has 2 exons. Bases 98 to 613 code for a protein of 171 amino acids. Gene Ontology annotation, molecular function: serine-type endopeptidase activity.
CUCAGUCAGACUGGUGAAUGGGACCACUUCCUGUUCUGGGACAGUGGAAGUCUUCUAUGAAGGAGAGUGGUUGGGUCUAUGUUUUAGGUGGUGGAGAAUGAUGAGAGAUGCUAAGAUUGUGUGUAGAGAGCUGGACUGUGGGAAUCCUGUAGCUGAAUCUAGAGGACCUCUGUUUGUAGAUGGAAGAAGAGGAGUCACGAUGUGGAGAUGUAGGAGAGAUGAGUCUUCUAUUAGAUGGUGUAACAUCAAAGGAGGACCUGGUGUCUGUGAUGGUGGAUAUUAUCGUCAUGUGACCUGUUCAGAGUCUGUGCGGCUUGUGGAUGGAGCUGGUCUCUGCUCUGGGAGAGUGGAGGUGAAGUCCAAUCAGUCCUGGGCCUCAGUGUGUGAAGCUGACUUUGACCGGCAGGAUGCAGAGGUAGUCUGUGGGGAGCUUGGCUGUGGGGUUCCUGCAGCUCUACAGGGGGGGCUCUAUGGAGAAGGUGGGGGUCAGACCUGGGAUAAAGAGUUCCAGUGUAAAGGCAAAGAGUCCCUUCUCUUGGACUGUGACACCUCAGACAGAGAGAACAACACCUGCCUACCUGGUAAUGCUGUUGGACUCACCUGCUCAGGUUAGAAACAGUUUGUCAUUCAGUCAACAUUGUUUCUCACCUGGAGUGAAGAAUAUGAGAGACAAUAUAGGUGUGUUUUA